AUGACAUUACUAAUACCGAAACUGGUAGCUCUCACCACUGGUAAUGGUAACACAUUCGAAGACAAUGUGGUGGUUAAUAACCAAAAGGUUUUGAAAGUCGCUGGUCGGCAAGAUAUCCCAAUCUACAGAGGUGCUAGAUCCUCGUUGGUCCACACACCCUCCACUAACGCGUACUAUGGAGUAGAUGGUCUUGGGGACACGGGAGAGAAUGUCACAGAUUUGGGACCAGUCCAGGAAGAAAAUGCUGUCAUGCGUCUCAUAGAACUGUCUAAGAUGCAUGAAGGUCGUCUCUUCAUAGUUACUAUUGGGACGUUAACUAAUAUUGCUUUGGCAAUAAAAAUUGAUCCUCAAUUUUUGAAUCGACUGUCCCAACUCUAUGUUGCAGCUGGACAUAUUCAUAGUGAUAUGCACCCACAACCAGAAUUCAACGCUUUAAUGGAUGCAGAAGCAUACCAUAUCGUUGUAAAGAAUGCAACUCCAGACAAAGUUACUGUCGUACCUUUCUCGCAGAUUCAAAUAUUUCUGAAUUACACAAGAACUUGGAGACAGGAAACUCUAGGUGCUAUUGACAGUGAGGUCGUUAGAGCUAUGAACAAGUACGAACAGGUGUCUCUUCGGAGACCUGGAAGCAGAUGGCAAUCUUUGGACCCGUCGGCUGUCGCUGCUGCCAUCAAGACAGAACUGGUUAAUGAGUAUAAGUACUCCCAGAACGAUAUCAUACUUUGCGGAGAUAAAAGAGGCUUAAAUACUAACAAGAUUGUGGACAAAGAACAUGCAAACGUUAGAAUGAUUUAUUCAAUGAAAGACGCCGAAUAUCAACAAUUUUUACUUGACCUAUUUAGACGAAAGUAAAAUAAAAUGUCAUUAAACAAAA
This is a messenger RNA of Ostrinia nubilalis (European corn borer), 874 nucleotides long. RefSeq lists its product as uncharacterized. Lineage: Eukaryota; Metazoa; Arthropoda; Insecta; Lepidoptera; Crambidae. Gene Ontology annotation, molecular function: hydrolase activity, hydrolyzing N-glycosyl compounds. The record is from RefSeq and is a predicted model, not a curated record. The transcript has 7 exons. The coding region runs from base 1 to 852 and encodes 283 amino acids.